AUGGAUAUUUAUCAGAGAUGUUUAAUUAACUACACGCACUUACCUCCGGCUAUCGAUCUAUCUAUCUAUCUAACUAUCUAUCUCGCUAUUUUCAUUGUCUAUUUGGGCCAAUUUGUUCACUAUCUAUCUAUCUAUCUAUCUAUCUAUCUAUCUCAGUCUAUUCUUAUCUAUCUAUUUAUCGAUCUAUCUAUCAAUGUAUUUUCUUAUCAAUCACUCUGUCUAUCAGAGUCUGGUCUCCUCUAUCUAUCUACCUAUCUAUCUAUCUAUCUAUCUAUCAAACAUCUUCGUCUAUCUAUCUAUCUAUCUAUCUAUCUAUCUAUCUAUCUAUCUAUCUCGCUAGCUAAGUCUGUUCCUAUCUAUCUAUCUAUCUAUCUAUCUAUCUAUCUAUCUAUCUAUCUAUCUAUCUAUGUAAAGCUGUAUCCAUCUAUCCAUGUAUCUAUCUGUGAAAAUAACUAUCUUUCUAAACCAGUAAGUUUGUCUGUCUGUCUGUCUGUCUUUCUGUAUCUAUCUAUCUAUCUAUCUAUCUAUUUAUCUAUCUAUCUCAAUAAACUUUGGUCAUGUCGUUCUAUCUAUCUAUCUAUCUAUCUAUCUAUCUAUCUAUCUAUCUAUCUAUCUAUCUGUCUGUCUGUCUGUCUGUCUAUGUCUUUAAUUUUCUAUAUAUCUGUGACUGUCUUUAAUUACGUUCAUAUUACUUUCACUCUGUCUCCCUCUCUUUCUAUGUAUUUAUGCUUGUAUCUAUCUAUCUAUCUAUCUAUCUAUCUAUCUAUCUAUCUAUCUAUCUAUCUAUCUAUCUGUUGA
This is a messenger RNA of Acanthosepion pharaonis, 798 nucleotides long. Lineage: Eukaryota; Metazoa; Mollusca; Cephalopoda; Sepiida; Sepiidae. The record is from the annotation of a GenBank genome assembly.